Messenger RNA from Saprolegnia parasitica CBS 223.65, 150 nucleotides. RefSeq lists its product as hypothetical. The record is from RefSeq and is a predicted model, not a curated record. NCBI's taxonomy places the organism in Eukaryota, Oomycota, Saprolegniomycetes, Saprolegniales, Saprolegniaceae. Bases 1 to 150 code for a protein of 49 amino acids. The transcript has 2 exons.
AUGUACCCGAAACUGCGCUCGGACUUUGUCUCGAUACGCGGCCGGGUUGACGCUGUGACCGUGCUCUGGAUCAACCACGAGUACAAGGUUGCGACCAACUUGAUGAUCAUCAAGUGGCCGACUUCACCGGCGACGCGCGCUGAGGUGUGA